Callorhinus ursinus (northern fur seal) is the source of this 2073-nucleotide messenger RNA. NCBI's taxonomy places the organism in Eukaryota, Metazoa, Chordata, Mammalia, Carnivora, Otariidae. The record is from RefSeq and is a predicted model, not a curated record.
AUGACAGCUUGGCCUUACUCGACUCAGGGUGGGUCAGGGAACGUCUUGCACAUUGAGGUGAAGACAGUCACAAAGGUUGGCAGCAGCAUCUACCUGAACCUUGUCACAGGACAUCAGAAUUCUGAAGCCGAGAAAUGGAUCACUCACUUCACCAUCCUGGUCCUGAGUAAGGGCCGGAUUGUGCAUGCCAAACAUCAGUCAAAAAGUGACCACACCAUAACCACUAUUGAUGUGACUUCAGAAAUGCUGCCCUCCUGCAUCCUGGCUUUUUAUUUACUGCCUGGGGGAACAGGUCAGGAUCCUGAACUGGUGGCCGACUCCGUGUGGGUUGGUGUGAAUGACAAAUGCAUGGGGACGCUGAAGGUUGGUUUGAAGAAAGAAAGACCCUUCCAGACUUUGAGGCUCAACAGCCAGGUGGAAGUGAAGGUGACAGGUGAUGAAGAGGCCACAGUGGGGUUGGUGGCCGUGGACAAGGCUGUCUAUGUCUUAAACAGCAAACACAAGCUCACACAGAAGAAGGUCUGGGAUGUGGUGGAAGAAGAUGACAUUGGCUGUACGGCAGGCAGUGGGAAAGACGGACUUGCUGUGUUCAAGGAUGCUGGAUUGGACCUGAAGAUGAGCACGGGGAUGCACACCCCAGCAAGCUCAGACUGGCAGUGUCCUCAGAGCCCCCCUGCCAGUCGUCACCGCCGCUCCUUGAAAUGGCUGGAGACCAAAAGGAAUGCAGGACUUGGAAUUGACAUCUUCCUGGAGGACCAGCCUAUCCGAACCUUGUUCCCUGAGAGUUGGCUCUGGAUGAAGUUUAAACUGCCGAAAAGUACAUCAGGAGACAUCUCCCACUACAGCACUCUUGUGAAUGUGCCAGAUUCCAUCACCACAUGGCAGCUGGUGGCUGUCAGCCUCAAGCCUGGACAAGGGCUCUGCAUCUCAGACCCCUUUGAGCUGACAGUUAAGAAAUCAUUCUUUGUGGAUCUCAAGUUGCCCUCCUCCGUGGUCAGGAAUGAGCAGGUCCAGAUCCAAGCUGUGCUGUACAAUUUCAGGAUGGAGCAGGUCAAGGUCCGUGUGGAGUUCCCCCACAAGGAGGCGCUGUGCAGCGCAUCCAAGCCAGAAGCCCCUUCCCGCCGGGGGGCGGGAGGGCAGAUACAGCAAAUAUCCCAUAGCAUCCUCCUGAACCCCCAAGGUCAAACCCAGAUGGAAGUGGUGCCAAAACAGAACUUUUUGAACAUGGUGCCCAAUACAGAGGCAGAAGUGUUUGUCAGUGUCCAAGGUUACACCCACAUGCUGACCCACCGGAGUGCACAUGGCACCUACCACAUCAGCAACGGACACCCGGGAAGCACCUGGCUCACGAGCUACGUGUUCCCGGUCUUUGCCCUGGCCUACUCUAUCAUGACAACCAGCACGUUUGAUCUGCAUUCUCUCUGUGCCACUGCCAACUGGAUCAUCACCAAGAGGCAGGCAGAGGAUGGGCACUUCUUGGAGAAUGGCCCUGUGAUCAUGGCAUCAAUGCGGGGUGGCUACCGAGGCUCUGAAGCAGACAUAUCCCUCACAGCUCUUGUCCUGAUUGCCCUGGAUGAGGGGAGGUACGUGUGCAGCCAGGAGAUACCGAAUUUGCCUGCCAGCAUGGAGCAAGCCCGUAGCUUUCUGGAGGAACGCCUUCCCAAAAUUAAUACAACCUUUGCCAUAGCCAUAGUCUCCUAUGCUCUGGCCCUCACCAACAGCCCCCGAGCCCAUGACCGCCUGGACGGCUUUGCCAGCCAUGACUACUGUGGUGGCCCUUGAAGCCCUCACCCACUUCCGCGAAGCUGUCCCUUUCGAUGGUGUCCAGGAUCUCCGCGUCCAGAUAAGCGUCCCCGAGAAAGCCUUGGACUUGGAGUGGAUCAUCGAUCGGAACAAUGCCUACCAGCAGCGGUCAGCAAAGUUCUCUGCCCAGGAUGACCUAGAGAUCAAAGCCAGUGGCAGUGGGAGAGGCAAAAUCUCGAUCCUGACCAUGUACCACAAGGUUCCCAGAGUCUGGGGAGGGCACCUGCAACCUGCACCACCUGAAUGUGACUCUCUGUAGUACCUUGGAAG